AUGUCCUCGUCCCCUUCGUCGGUUAAGCUCAGAUCGCCGAAGCGGACUGCUCCCAAACGUAUACCGCUCCAAGAACAAACAUCUUCCGAGACGAACGAGAUCUCAGCUCGUCUGGGUCAAGAACCAAGAUCAGACCAAGGGGCCUUGAACAUAUACAAUACCACUCCGUUUCCCACGAAGCCUGCCCAUGUUCUCCUCCCCAGUGCCAUCCGCAAGAAGAAGAGCUUCGGGCCAAGCCCACUCGUCGACAGUUCUGGGCUUCUCUCGGAGAGUGAAUCAGGUAGAAGCAGCGAUGCUUCCCGGAGCUCGCGAGGGUCCGGGUCAAAGCCAACCGUUAGGCUCAAGCGGUCGGUCAAGGCAUUGAGAGACCUGUACGAAUCUCAAGCCGAAGAAGCGUCCCGUCCCUCCACGGCAACAUCACCGGCGCUCCGUCCAAGCACUGCCAGUUCGUACCGAUUGAGAAGCAUCGGCUCCAGCGAAAGUCUAUCUGGCGCAUACGGCUGGGAGUCUCUGCAAAAGAUCUCUGCUGAUGACUUGGCGUUGCUACCGCCUUUGCCGUUGGGACCUCAUACUCUCAAGAGGAUUUCGUCACGGUCCUCCUUCACGUCAAUCCCAGAAAAAGCAGCGGCCACUUCAACCCCGAACUACAAAGUACUGGCAGUCACGUCGAGUCCGAGACUGCCAUCAUUCAGAGACUUGAAGGGUCCAUUGCUCGAAGCGUUUGAAGAGGUGUUAAGUUCCGAGGCUGCGAAAGAUGGCUCAUCGAGUCCCAACGUUGUCCGGCUCGCACCUACGUCGAGCCCCAAACAAUCGCAAAGCCCUGAUCAGCCGUCCAGCCCCAAUGUGGUGCGGCUUGCGCACUCUUCCAGUUCAGAGCAGUUUCAGAACAGCGACCUAUCGUCCAGUCCCAACAUUGUCCGUCUUGCACACACCUCCAGUACCGAACAGUUCCAAAGCAGCGACCAGUCGUCAAGUCCCAAUGUGAUCAAGUUGGGACCGUCGUCGCCGCCAACUGCCCGAUCCGGCUUUGCCAAACACUUUACGCUUUCCCGAUCUUCUUCAAGCUCUUCGAGGAAAAGAAAAAGGUCAGAGUCCGGGGGAGGAAAGUCAUUUGCGGAACGAGUGGGAGCAAGGAACCCCUUAGCAUCGAGUCCUCCCGUUCAUCGUUACAUCUCUUCGUCCGCAGCCGCAAGCGUGAGCUCGCCUGUCGACCCUGGAUUGCCUUCUUCCGCGCCGCAGAGCAUCCAACAGCUCAGCGAAUCUGUCCACGACUCUAGCCCGGUGGUUCAACCUUUGGCGAGAGACGAUGCGACCUCUGAUGAUAGUUCCGUCGUCGAUACCCACGCGAGUCUUCAAGCUGCGCUGAGCUCCAGUCCACCACGUAUCCAAUACCCCAUUGUUCGAGCUCCUGCUGUAAGCCAGCACGCUGGCCUUGCAGUGCCCAAACGUAAUUCCAGGUCCAUGUCCACAGAAGGUUCUGUGGCGAAAUUCGAACCACGGCUAUCGGCCGUGCCUUCUGAAGGCUCGUGGAUGCGACCCAGGCCAGCCAGUGAAGCCUCGUCUGUACCUGAUGAUCUCGACCAAUAUCUCAAUUCUGAAGAUCUGGCCCCGGCGUCCACCUAUAUCAUCAACGAAGGUGCAAAUUUGACGCAAAUCCGACUCGUGCCCGAGACUCAAUCAGAAGCCGAGCAGCAGUGCGACUCUGAAUGGGAGACCGAAUACAGCCAUGACGAAUUGGACCCUCACCACAAUGAGGCCACGGACGAAGUCUCAGCACUACCCUCGAAAGAGUAUGCAUAUAGAUCACCACCCCUACGACCAAGCCGGAGCAUCGGCUAUAUUCACUCUUCUUCGAAUAAUUCUUCACAGCAGUCAAUCACACGACUUAAUUCCAUGAAAUCUUUUACGAAGUCACGACACAACAGAUCCCAUUCACCCUUGCGCCCAGGCUCUUCCGGUAGUAUUAUGAGUGUGGUGCCUGUCCCCACGUGGGCUCGAAGAUAUUAUUCGGGCUUCUACAGGGACUCCUUUCAGUAUCUUUAUACCAGCGGUUCAUAUUACAAUUUGAGAGAUUUAGCGGCGACCCAAGCACCCAUUCCUGUACACUUAGAACCACCCUCACGGCCCGAAACGUCAAAGUCAAGCGUCAAUACCAGCCUGCGCAAUAUCCAUCAGGGAAUGAUGGAUGGCGUCGGUGGUCCUUUCCGACCUAGGAAAAAGCCAAAGCUCGAAGCCCGGAAAUCCCAUCUCCUACCUGGUGUUGGACCGUUGGUCUCCAACCCAGUGCGCCCUCCACCUCCUGCCGCUCUCGCCUCGAUCAGCCGACGGCAAUCUUAUCCCCAAACCCAGUCUUUUCCAAACUCCCACUCUCGCUCAGUUUCCUUGCCAUUACAUCCUGCAGACCCUCGGGCUCACUGGGCCGGGCUUGUCGAGAUCCACGAACAACCGCUCCAAGACGGGCGAGGAUCAACCUACAUGAUCCGCCAUCACAGCUAUACCUACAGCGUCAAUGGUUCUCAGUCCGACUCGCAAAACAACCAGUCUGUGAUACACCACCCUCAAGCAAGCGGAGGUGGAAACCUGUUCCGUCGCUCUUGGCAUCGAUGGUCCUCUUCUCCUCACCUCCAUCACGACGCCCGCUUGGACACGGGCUCGUCCGUCUCUCGCGGCUUCGGCUUUCCAUUCAACGCGAAGUCGCGCUGGACGACGGGUGUGCCUGACCUCGUCGCUGGUGGGGAGCCCCAAUCUCUGUUGCACAUCGAUCUCCGCUCUAUCCAGGUUAUCUGCUUUACCGCCGGUUUCCUCAUGCCCGCGGCAUGGUUCGUGGGUGCCUUUUUGCCCCUUCCCUCGAGGCCGGCGAGUUUCGGGGACAUUGAAAAGGAAGUCUUGCAAGAACAGCGUCAAAGACAACGCCAAUCGUAUCCACCGCAGCACUCCCGUGCGCAAUCGUUACGUUAUUCUCUUUCCCGACAGUUCAGUUCCGAUCGUUCCCACGCAGAACAGGAGUGGGAGUCGAUGGACAUCUUGGCCAGACUCCGCUGGGAACGGCACGCUGCCGGCGUGGCGGAACUCAAAUUCCAGAACGCACGAUGGUGGAGAAAUCUCAAUCGGUGGAUGAGCGUCGUUGGUGUGGUUGUAUGCGCGCUGGUGGUGGUAUUGGCGGUGUUGGGGACCAAACACAAUUGGGGAGACACCUAG
Fonsecaea erecta is the source of this 3198-nucleotide messenger RNA. RefSeq lists its product as hypothetical. Lineage: Eukaryota; Fungi; Ascomycota; Eurotiomycetes; Chaetothyriales; Herpotrichiellaceae. The coding region runs from base 1 to 3198 and encodes 1065 amino acids. The record is from RefSeq and is a predicted model, not a curated record. The transcript has a single exon.